Colletotrichum orchidophilum is the source of this 2790-nucleotide messenger RNA. RefSeq names its product glycosyl hydrolase family 31. Gene Ontology annotation, molecular function: carbohydrate binding; hydrolase activity, hydrolyzing O-glycosyl compounds. The coding region runs from base 1 to 2790 and encodes 929 amino acids. The transcript is spliced from 3 exons. The record is from RefSeq and is a predicted model, not a curated record. Gene Ontology annotation, biological process: carbohydrate metabolic process. NCBI's taxonomy places the organism in Eukaryota, Fungi, Ascomycota, Sordariomycetes, Glomerellales, Glomerellaceae.
AUGUCAGACUGGAAGCUUGUCACCAUGGCGAGAAAGCUUUCUGUCCUCGGACUGCUCACGGCCGUAGCUUCAGCUGCUGUGAUCCGCAGAGACUACUCCAGCGACGAUGCGCUCUCAGCAUGCCCGGGCUACAAGGCUUCCAAAGUCCAAUUGACCUCGACCGGACUGACAGCGGACUUGUCCCUGGCUGGGGUUGCCUGCAACGCGUACGGAACCGAUCUGAUGGACUUGACUCUGACUGUCGAGUAUCAGACUGAUACCCGUCUCCACGUCAAGAUCCAGGAUGCCGCGAACCAGGUCUACCAGAUCCCCGAGUCUGUGUUCCCCCGCCCCGAGGCCACCAGCUUGACCAUUGCGGAAUCCAAGCUGCAAUUCAACUACACCGAGAAUCCCUUCUCAUUCAGCGUAAGCCGUUCCGACACGGGCGAGGUUCUCUUCGACACCUCUGGAGCCAGCCUCGUCUUCGAAAGCCAGUACCUGCGCCUCCGGACCAAGUUGCCCGAGAACCCCAACCUUUAUGGUCUGGGCGAGCAUUCGGACCCCUUCCGUCUGAAGACGACUGACUACAUCCGCACGUUGUGGUCUCAGGACUCGUACGGUAUUCCUUUGGGUGCCAAUUUGUACGGCAAUCACCCCGUCUAUUACGAGCAUCGCAAAAAUGGCACGCAUGGAGUCUUCUUCUUGAACUCCAACGGAAUGGAUGUUUUUAUCAACAAGACGGAGGAGUCUGGGCAGUACCUUCAGUACAACGCUCUCGGCGGAGUCCUAGACCUCUAUUUCGUUUCCGGUCCUUCUCCCAUUGAGGUGGCUCGGCAAUAUGCUCAGAUCACCGGCUUGCCAGCGAUGAUGCCAUACUGGGGUCUAGGUUUCCAUCAAUGUCGUUACGGAUACCGCGACGUCUUUGACGUUGCUGAGGUCGUCUACAACUACAGCAUCGCCGAGAUUCCCCUCGAGACCAUGUGGACUGACAUUGAUUACAUGGACAGGCGAAGAGUCUUCUCGCUCGAUCCUGAGCGGUACCCCCUCGCAAAGGUCCGCCAGCUCGUCGAUAAGCUUCAUAAGAAUGAUCAGCACUACAUCGUCAUGGUAGACCCUGCAGUGGCCUACGUCGAAUCACCCACCCUGCAGCGCGGCAUCGACGACAACAUUUGGCUCCUGCGUAGCAACGGUUCUGUCUGGAUCGGUGUCGUCUGGCCCGGUGUGACUGUAUUCCCUGAUUUCUUCGCAGAGAAUAUCACUUCAUACUGGAACAAUGAGUUCGCUGAAUUCUUCUCGGCCGACAAGGGAGUCGACAUCGACGCCCUCUGGAUCGACAUGAACGAGCCGUCCAACUUCCCCUGCUAUUUCCCCUGCGAUGACCCGUAUGGUUCCGCUGUUGGGUUUCCCCCUGAGCCGCCAGCCGUCCGCGAGAAUCCCAGACCUCUUCCCGGCUGGCCUUGCGAUUUCCAACCUCCUGGAACAAACUGCGGUAAUAACCAGACCAAGCGAUCUGACAUUCUCGUCCGGGAGCAGAUAUCGCCUAGGAUACUGCCCGCCGGGCAGACGUUCGAUAACUUGAUCCUCUCGGAGAGACAAUCAUCAGGUGAUCAGAAGGGUUUGCCCGACCGUGAUCUUCUCUUCCCCAAGUACGCCAUCCACAACAAGGCCGCUUGGGACACAGAGUCAAACGCAGCCCGUGGUGGUAUCUCCAAUAAGACGGUUAAUACGGACGUGAUUCACCAAAAUGGCCUCGCCAUGUACGAUACCCAUAAUCUUUACGGCUCCAUGAUGUCCUCGGCCUCCAGAGUCGCCAUGGAAGCCCGCCGCCCGGGCCUACGCCCCCUCAUUAUCACGCGCUCCACAUUCGCUGGCGUCGGAAAGCACGUCGGCCACUGGCUCGGCGACAACCUCUCCAACUGGCAACAGUACCGCGUCUCCAUCUCCCAGCUUCUGCAGUUCGCUGCCAUCUACCAGGUGCCCAUGGUCGGCUCCGAUGCUUGUGGUUUCGGCGAUGACACCAACGAGCAGCUCUGUGCGCGCUGGGCCGCCCUCGCCGCCUUCUCGUCAUUUUAUCGCAAUCACAACUCCAUUGACAGUAUCUCGCAGGAGUUUUACCGCUGGGACACGGUAGCUGACAGUGCCCGCAAGGCCAUCGCCAUCCGCUACCGCCUGCUCGAUUACAUCUACACGGCGCUAUAUCAGCAGACAAAGAACGGCACUCCGCUCAUCAACCCGCUCUUCUACCUCUAUCCAAACGACGAGAAGACGUUCGGUUUGGACCUUCAGUACUUCUACGGUGACGCAGUUCUCGUCGCGCCCGUUACGGAAGAAGAUUCAACUUCAGUCGGUGUCUAUUUCCCCGACGAUGUGUUCUACGACUGGUACACCCAUGAAGUUAUCCAGGGUACCGGUGCCACCAUUUCCUUGACAAAUCAGGAUUACACCACCAUCCCGCUCUUCAUACGCGGCGGUUCCGUUCUGCCUCUGCGCGCUAACAGCACCAUGACGACCAAGCAGCUGCGCGAAGAGAACUUUGAGCUCUUGAUCGCGGCUGGCAGGGAUGGCACUGCCAAGGGUCAGCUUUAUCUCGAUGAUGGUGUUAGCCUGGAACAGGCAGGCGUCACGAUCGUCACCUUUGAUUACAAGGACGGCAAAGUUUCCGUGGAUGGUGAGUUUGGGUACUCGACGCCGCUCCAGGUAUCCAAGGUUACGCUUCUCAGCGGAGGUCAGACUGGGAAGAGACAGGAGACGGUUAAGACGGUUGAUGUUGAGUAUCCCUUGACUGGGCCUUUCGUCAUUGAGCUCGUCUAG